UACAUUUUUUUUCCUCUUUUUUUUCCCCCCCCUAGGCAAAAAUGGCUUCCUGGCUCGUGUCGACCACUGUUUGUUGAAGGAUUAUUUUUUUUUAAUGCAUCGCUCGCUCUUAUCUGCGGACUACGAGGCGUGUGUUACAGACAUGACCGUUGUUAACAGUGCGAUAUUAACAUUUUGCUGUGUGUUAUCCCAAGACUAAGAAAAUGAUGCAUCAAGUGACCUGUAGCAGCAGCAGCAGCGACUUCUGUAUGAGUGGACCUGCUGAGAACUGUCACCCGCCAGGCCGCUUCGAUUUAUGUAGCCUCCAAUCCAACAAGUUCUACCCGUGCUCCUCCACAAACUCUGGCUUGCACCUUUCAUUCGCAGGCAUGCCUCCAUUGCCACAGAACAUGCACAAGGUGAUGGCGGGACCCACACAGGAGACUCAGAAUGCCUUUCAGCUUCAGGCGCUGACCCCCAAUAGCGGGGAGGUUGCUGGGCCGGACGGCACCAAAAAAACUAAGGGCAAAGUGAAGUCGGGGAGGAGAGGCAGACCAUUGGGGACCACUAAGUUAGCUGGUUACCGCACAAGUACUGGACGUCCACCUGGGACCACGAGAGCUGCUGGUUUUAAAACCAGCCCGGGGAGGCCCCUCGGGACCACCAAAGCAGCUGGCUAUAAGGUGAGUCCUGGCAGGCCCCCUGGUAGCAUCAGGAGUCCUGCGAGGCUCAAGGAGCUGGAAAGUGGAGGCGAUGCACCCAAGAAACUCGACUUUAGUCCUACCAAACUGGACUUUACUGGCUGUGAUAUUCCGCUGCUUGCCUAUGCCAUGAUGGAGAAGAGAGACUUAUGUGAGCCUCCCGUAAAUUCAGAUGAAACCAGUUCGUAACAUAACAACGUGCAAAAAACAAAAAAGAUGAUACUCGGCCAAGCUUUUGUUCUCAUCACCCUGCCUCUAUUUCAAUGUACAGUUUAAUCUGUUGACAUCGUUUUUUUUUUUACCAAGAAGCACUUGGUAGAGCAACAUGCAUGUUCUUAUUUUGCUGGUUAAACCCAAGUCUUUAGUUGUGUUGUGAGCCCUCCUUGAACUUGUAGGACCAGUUUCUUGUACUAUUUUCUAUGUAGUUUGUUAUAAACAGUCAUAUGCAUCACCACA
Molecule: messenger RNA, 1136 nt
Organism: Syngnathoides biaculeatus (alligator pipefish)
Lineage: Eukaryota; Metazoa; Chordata; Actinopteri; Syngnathiformes; Syngnathidae
Product: UPF0461 protein C5orf24 homolog
Exons: 2
Coding region: 204-869 (221 amino acids)
Source: RefSeq, a predicted model, not a curated record